Messenger RNA from Fundulus heteroclitus (mummichog), 4632 nucleotides. RefSeq names its product stress response protein NST1. NCBI's taxonomy places the organism in Eukaryota, Metazoa, Chordata, Actinopteri, Cyprinodontiformes, Fundulidae. The transcript is spliced from 4 exons. Bases 2826 to 4160 code for a protein of 444 amino acids. The record is from RefSeq and is a predicted model, not a curated record. Gene Ontology annotation, molecular function: GTP binding.
UUGGUUCAUGUCGAUGUUUCUCUAGUUUAAUACAGAAAGAUGGUCAAAGUCUCCGGAUUUUGUCAGAGAGGAUUUGUAGAAAACUGAAUCAGAUUGUUGUGAUUCUGCAGGUGAUUUUUAAAGCACAUCCAUUAAAUUAACGGACGUGUUAAACGUGAACUGCGUGGAAACAUAAAGCAAUAAAACUCCGCAGUCGAGGCGUGAAUGUGAAAAAAAAAAAAAAAAAAAAACACGUCUGGUGAACUUAACAGAGAAAUUAUUUCUCAAAGAUUCAAUGAUAAUGAUUAGAAUGUAUUUGGGUCUGGAUUCUGAAAUUGAACUUAACAGGAGUUUAACAUUAACGAGGAACAAGGAGGGCAGCAGAUGUUUUUAUUCUCAUGCAACUCGUACUAUGGUUUUCUGGUUUCUGCUGUUUUGGGGCAAUAAGUUUAAAUAAACAACAGAAAAAAAAAUCUGAACAUUUAGACCCAAAACUGCAGAACGUUAUUAUUUAACGUUCUCGUUUUCCUGCUUAUUACAUGGACUUUCUUUUACAACCACCCCCUCUCCUGAUUGGUUGAUUUCUCUCAGGCUACACUGUUUUUCAUUUGAAGAGGAGGAGGAGGAGACAGUUUCCUUAUCUUGUUUUAGGGCAGUCUAAAGUAUAACUUGUUAAUAUGUGAGUUAAUGCAGGAGUUAUACCUGUCUCUCUCUCUCUGUUUUCGUCAAUGUAUUUUUUAUUUAUGUUGUGUCCCUCAUGUCAAAUCUGUAUGAAUCUAAAAAACACAACUGAAACGAUCUUAGUUUUACAUUACAGACUGACACUUUUAAUGCUUUGUGCAGGACUUUACUUUAUGUUGUUCAUUUACUUCUUCUACUUCACUUUUUUAUUUGCGUAAUAUUUCCCUAAUUUUUAUCGAGAAACACCCAUAGAAAUAAUAUUAAACAACAAUAACAUAAAACUUCAAUGUAAUCCAUUAUACAUAUUACUAAUAAUAGUAAUUUUACUCAUUUUAUUUCUGUUUUUUCACAGUUACCCUAAAAGGCUUAAAACCGAAAAUUAGAAAUCUCUUUUAGGGUUUUGGUCACAUGUUGUUUAUGCUAAAUACAUCAGUUAGAGAAGACAUUAUUAUCAAGUAAUAUUAUUAUUAUGUGUUUUUAUCAUACAACCAGAUUAGAUUCAGACAAUUUACUGUGUUCUUCAGCUAAAUUCAAUGCAGUCUGCCCAGUUUUCACCUCUGCUUAUAUGAACCAGGUUUAGUUCAGCUUUAAAACCCUUCUCAAAGGAUCUCUAAUGGUGUUCUUGGUAAGAGAAGCAUCUGAUCUCUAGAGUUUACUGUAAAUACUUGUAGACUUCUCAGAGCACAUUUUCAUUAUAAGUCACAUUCAAGCUCUGCUCUGCGACAGCAAUCAGUAAACUUUAUGGGCUUCAGUUUCCUGCCUUACAGAACUUUGACCUGUUACACACAUACACCACCUUGGCUGUAUUCAGACCAGAACAGGUAUGAGGAGAAUUAGCGGCACUCGUGCUAUACAAAAACAAUAGAAAAACUAAAGAUAUCAGAAAAUAUCCUUUUUGAAGCAUCACAUGAGUCACCAGUGAACUGGAAGAAACUCCAGCAGAGUGGAGAAAUUCUCCCAGACCUGUUUAGGGUAAAAUGUGGAUGUAAAGUUUCCUGCAGAUCAGGGGAAAUGAUCUCUGAUCUCUAGAGUUUACUGUAAAUACUCGUAGACUUCUCAGAGCACAUUUUCAUUAUAAGUCACAUUCAAGCUCUGCUCUGCGAUAGCAAUCAAUAAACUUUAUGGCCUUCAGUUUCCUGCCUUACAGAACUUUGACCUGUGGUCUAAAAUAGCUGAGAAAACCCUACCCAUCCACAGACUGCACGGCAGCUAUGCAGUGAUAACCAAUCCAGUCUUCCACCGAGACCGGGUUGGAGACUAUCCCAGGCCCAGUCCAGGCUAACACUGAAGCUAACCGCUAAACUAACAGGAUAAAAGCUGGGUUCUGUUUUCCAGCUGCUGGUGUGGAUCAGAGAUCAGAUGAUCAUGGUGUGUUUAUUACUAUUUUAAAACAGUGGUAAUAAACUAAGACAGGGACUGUUACAGCUACUCUUGCAUCAAAAAUAACUUCCUAAAAAUCAAAAAUUGCCAGAGUAGUCUUUAGGAGUUUUUUUCGACUCACUAAUCACAGCAGGAGGCUGGCUGACAAGGAGGAGGGUCUAAGCAAAACCAAUACAUAAACAAAUAAACAGUAGCUCUACCAUUCACACAACCUUAUAUCUGUAACAUCAACACAUCAGCAAAAAAACAAAUUUGUCUCAUUCUUAAUAGGCUCCAACAGGGACGGUAGAGCAGCUGCUUGCAGGGUAAAAUGUUCUCAUUGAUGAGGCUGAAUUGUCUCCGUGCACUAUGAUCCUCACAAAACACAUAAUUACAAUUAAACGUGAUUAACGUGCAAAGAUGUUCUCGAUGCAGUAAUUAGGUGGCUCCAUGGAAAAGUGGACUGGUUCUUUGAUAGAACCAGGUUAGAACUGGCUCUAGCACCAGUCCUGGUUAAGAACCAGAACCUUUUUGGAGGAAAAGUCCUCAAUGAAACACAACUGGAUGGAAAUGAGAGACCGAUCUCCUGCUUCUGGACUUUUUCUGUGCUCAUUCUCUCCUCAGGAGCUGCUGACCUCUAGCUGCUGAAAACAGGGACCUUCUGCUGGGAGCUGCAGGCAAACUGGGAAUGACAGCAGACAGCAAGGAAAUAAUGAACAAAUUAGGACUUUUCUUCUGCAGCAUCAGCUGAAUAAACAGGAAACUAGCUCAAAGUUAGCCAGUGGUGACCAAAGCCAGGAGACAGCAUGGCAGCUGCAGAGCGUGGGACAAAUGAUGGCAGCUCAAUGAAGCGCUGCGGGAGCAACGAAAUUAUUCGUCCAGACAUGUCGGAGCAGAACAAUGGAGAUGAGGAUGGAAGUCUAACCAUGACUGUAAAAGCUAAAGCCCCUUUAAACCUGCUUCUGUUUGGAAGAAAGGGAGCAGGGAAGACCUCAGCAGCCAAGGCCAUCUUAGGUCAGACUGAGCUUCAUUCAGCCUCCAAGAUAUCAGAGAGCGUUAAAAACCAGGGAGAGGUCAGCGGACGUUGGGUUUCUGUGGUGGAGCUGCCUGCCUUGUAUGGAAGAUCAGAGCAGGAAGUGAUGGAGGAAUCAUUCAGGUGCGUCUCCCUCUGUGAUCCUGAGGGGGUCCACGCCUUCAUCCUGGUCCUACCUGUGGGUCCCCUCACUGAUGAAGACAAGGGAGAGUUACAGACCAUCCAGGACACGUUCAGCUCUGUGGUCAAUGACUUCACCAUGAUUUUGUUCACUGUGGAGUCAGAUCCUAAAGCUCCAGAUGUGGUUAAAAUUGUGGAAAAAGACAGAGACAUCCAGGAGCUCAUUAAUAGCUGCGGGAGAAGAUAUGUUGUCGUCAACGUCAAAGACCAGCAGCAGGUCCCAGAACUCUUGGAGAUGGUGGAAACGAUAAGUGGACAAAGGUCUAUAUUCUUCUCAAAGGACAUGUUUAUCAGGGUCCUGAUUGGGAGAAGUGUAAAACCUAAAACUGAACUCCAAGAUGUGAAACAUAAGAUAGAAGAAGAUCGUCAGUCAAGAGAACCACUCAGGAAAGAGAUAGAAGUAAAGGACAAGAAAGAAGAGCAGCAGAAAAAACAAAGAGAAGAAAUUAAAGCCCUGCAAGCUCAACUUGAACAGGAGAAAAAACAGAAAGUUCAGCUGCUGAAGGAAAAAGAUGAUUCCCUGGAGAAGGAGCGUGAGAAGAGAGAGAAAGAACAUGAGGAAGACAAAAGAAAAUGGAAAAAACUAAAUGAGUCACAGUGGAAGCAAAAGUUUGAUGCUUUGGAAAAACUAGCAAAUUUUGAACGAGAGCAAAGAGAGGCGGCUGAGAAGAGGCUGGAUCAGUGUACAGGAGAGAGGAUCAGGGAGCGAAAUGCUUGGGAUAAAGAAAAGGACAAAAUCUGGAAACAAACACAUCAGGAACUGAAACAGAACCUGCAGGAAAAGAAGAAGGAGCUGGAGGACGAGAAGACGAGGUACAAAAUGCUCCAAGAGGAGUUCUCCCGGAAAAGAAGGAAAUGGAAUUAUGUGUUUGUUACUUUUUUGUUGUUAUUAUUUUUCGUUAUCCUUGGAUCAGUUAACACUCGAUAGUUUUUAACACCGUGCAGAAGUGAUACGGGCAGAACUGCCUGUACUAAUAAUGCAUGAGUUAAAGUGUUAACAUUAGAUCCCAUUUAUAAGUGUUAAGGUGUGUAAAUAGUGAAUGAGACUUGAAAAUGUAUCAAUGUGAUUUUGUCAGUGAGUCUAAGCAUUUCCAGGUGAUGUGGGGUCUGCAUCCUGAGCUGAGCAGGUUGGACGGUGUAAUACCUACAUUGGUCCACAGGGUGAAACGUAGUAUUGUCACAAUUUGGUUCCUCAGUACAUUACAGUUCUAUAUAGGUGGAAAUCCUUUAUAGGACUCUUGUGGGGGUGGGAGGAGAAAGAGAUGCAGAGUAUCCAUCCAAACCCCCCUUUCAAAAAUAUGUCUGUCCCGCCUCCACAAAAUCAUUGUAGACACAAAUAUCUUUAAAAAAAACACUGCUGUACAUUAAAGGAGAAGUCCGGUCAAAAUCAGAAUUCAAAC